CCACAACUCGACAGUUGCGUCUCGACGUUCGGUGCGCAUCAAAUAUUUUUACAUCGCGUACUACCUAUAUUAAAAAAAAAAAAAAAAAACAACAACAAAUUUUCUCAUUUCUAUUAUUUAUCUAACGUGAUAAACAAGCUUUUGUUUAUAGUAAAAAUUAAUCCAAUUAAAUUCCUUUAAUUCAUUGAUAAAUUUCAAUUUUUACUCCGAAAAAAAAUAAAAAAAAAACAAAAGACGCCGAUUUUAUAACAACAAAUAAAAGUGUGUAUUAAUAAUAAUCAAGUGUCAUUUGUUAAUUACGUUAAUAGUUCAUCGAAAUAAUAAUAAUAAAAUAUAUUCAUUUGUUUUGUUGGUUUUUUUUUGGAGUUUGUUUUGUUUAGUGAUUUUAAAUUGUAAAAAAAAAAGUAAAAUAUUAUUAAUUUACAAGAAAAAUUAAUAAUCAAGUGUUUGUUAGUGAAAUUAAUAACAAUAAUAAAUUUAUAAUUAUAAAAAAAAAAUAUUAAUUUUUGCAUCUGUUGAACGCUCGAGUGCUGAUGUUGGAGCGACAAGGUGCGCCGAGGCGUUUCUUCGGAAACUGUCGCGUGGUGUCACUGCUGGUGAACGCUUAGGGUGAUCGACCUAAGUUGAUUAGUCCUUUUUAUUUAUAUUAAAUUUUAAAAAAUUAUUUUUAUUAUUAUUGGACGUUAAUUUUUUGGAUCUAUAUACAUACAUUAAUUUUGAUUAAUUUGUUAAUUAAUUGAUACACUGAUGGCAACGAUGGAGAAUAAGCGAGUGUUCAUUCGCUAAGCCAUAUAUAUUUAUUUUUUUUUUUACUUUAUUUAUAUUUUUUUUUUUUCAAUUGCUAAUCAAAAUGAUUGCAAUUUUAUCAAUUUUAUCGGCUUUGCUUGGCCUCAUUGGUCAAUCCAUUGCAUGGCCACUUGAUCCACUACCUAGACUGCACAUCAAACAUCGUGAAGUGAUCGGCCAACGUUUCCUGGGAAAUGAGAGUCACGUUGAACAUUUUAAAUUGCUAGAACGAGCGCCUACUUUUAUCCUGAUUGGUGCAAGAAAUGCCAUUUACAACAUUAGCCUACAUGAUCUUACGGAAAUUUACGAUCAGCGAGUCCAAUGGACAAGUACAGGUGCUCAUCGUGAAUUGUGUUACCUGAAAGGAAGAAAUGAAGAUGAUUGUCAAAACUACGUUCGUGUUUUUGGUCGUCAAAGUCCUGAUAAAUUUUUAGCAUGUGGAACGAAUGCUUACAAGCCUCAGUGUCGUCAAUUCACCAUAAAAAAUGGUGCUUAUGUCGGCGGAAAGGAUACUGAUGGCCUUGGUUUGUGUCCAUAUGAUCCACAACACAAUAGCACAGCUGUAUUUGCUGGAGGACAAUUGUAUGCAGCUACUCUUGCUGAUUCUUCUGGUGGUGAACCACUGAUUCAUCGUGAAAAAAUUCGUACAGAACGUUCAGAUCUCAAUCAACUAAAUGGUCCAAAUUUUGUGAGCUCUUUUGCUUAUGGAGAAUAUGUAUUCUUUUUUUAUCAAGAAACAGCAGUGGAGUAUAUGAACUGUGGAAAAGCCGUUUAUUCACGAGUUGGAAGAGUGUGCCAACAUGACAAAGGUGGACCCCAUGCCUUCAGUGACAGAUGGACCAGUUUUCUUAAAGCACGACUCAAUUGUUCUGUUCCAGGAGAAUAUCCUUUCUACUUUAAUGAAAUACAAUCAAUGAGUGAUGUUACUGAAGGUUUAUAUGCUGGUAAACACAAUCAAUUGAUAUACGGUGUAUUCACAACACCAACAAAUUCAAUUGGUGGUUCAGCAGUAUGUGCAUUUGCAAUGAGUAGUGUUCUUGAUGUAUUUCAAGGUGCAUUUAAAGAACAAGAAACAAUAAAUAGUAAUUGGUUACGUGUUACACCAGAAAAAGUACCAGAACCACGUCCAGGUGCUUGUGUUAAUGAUUCACGAACAUUACCAGAUAUAACUGUUAAUUUUGUCAAAACACAUCCUUUAAUGGAUGAUGCUGUACAAUCAUUUUUUGCUCUACCAGUAUUGACCAAAGUUAGCUUCAAUUAUAGAUUUACUAAAAUAGCCGUUGAUCCUCAAGUAAAAGCUCUUGAUGGCCGGACUUAUGACAUACUUUAUAUUGGAACAGACGAUGGACGAGUUAUAAAAGCUCUCAAUACACAAGCACCGGAUUCACUGGAUGACGUUGGACAGGUUAUUGUGAGCGAUGUUCAAGUACUUCGAUACGAUCAACCUGUUAAGGAUCUUCAAGUUGUACAUCUUGCUGGUGAAGCAAGUAAAUUAGUUGUUGUUGCUGAUUCAGAAAUACGAGCAAUACCAUUACAUCAUUGUGAUAGUCAAACAGCAAAUACAUGUGCAUCAUGUGUUGCAUUACAAGAUCCACAUUGUGCAUGGGAUCAUAUUACAGAUAUGUGUGUUGCAGUACCAACAAAGUUACAUGACAAUGAUGCCAGUAAAACAUUAUUUCAAGAUAUCAUUAAUGGAAAACACAAAAAAUGUGGCAAUGAACAAGUGAAUAUUAUACCAGAGAUGACCAGGACAAUACCAGCAAUAAUACCAUCAAGAAUUGGACACGGUGAACAACAUGAUGAUCGAGAUAAUGAAAUAGUCAUAGAAUUGGAUCGAGAAAAUCAAUACAGUCGAACACAACCAAGAGCCAAUGAUCCACAAGGUGUUAUUGUAUCACCAGUUGUUUAUUCAGCUCAAACAUUAACAGGUGCAUUAGUAUGUACAUGUUUUUUUUCUUUAAUUGCUGGUUUUGCAUCUGGUUUUUGGUUUUCACAAAGAUUACGUGGUCCACCAUAUACAGAUCAACCAGAACAACGUCAACAACUUAAUCGUUUAACUGAAAAUUCUGAAACACCAACUGGUUUUAAUAAUAAAUCAAUAAAUCUUGUAUUAAAUGUACCACCUAAAAAUCCAAAUGGUAAAAAUGCAAAUUCAUCAGCUGAAAAUAAACCAAUGCAAAAAGUUAAAAAAACAUAUAUAUGAUAUAGAAAACGUCGAGCCGUUUGAGGUUUAGCCCAAAAUAUGGGUAAUAAUGUAUCAUCAGGCUCAUCAUCAUCAUCAGAUGCAACUGAAACAGAUAAUAAUUCAUUAAAUGAACAUUAUGAUUAUGAUAAAUCAUUGUGUCUUAUUGAUGAUACAAUAAAUUCAUUAAAACAAACAACACAAACAACAACAGUAUCAUAUUUUAAUUCAGAUAUUAAUUUACAAAAUAUUAAUACACAAUAUGAUAUUAAUAAUUAUAACAAUGAUGAUAAUUUUGUUUUAAAUAAACAACAAAAAUAUUAUUCACGUAAAAUUAAUAAUAAUUAUAAUGAUUGUGAUAGUGUAGAUAAUACAAUGAUUAAAUUUGUGCCAGUAUCAUCAAUGACAGUAUCUACAUCAAAUAAUAUGAAUAAAAAUAAAAAAAUAUUAUCAUAUGAACAACUUGUUAGUAAUACUAAAAUUAAAAAACCAUCAAGCACAACAACAGCAAUACAUUAUGAUAAAAUUAAUAAUAUUGAAAUGAUACAUGAUCAUUAUAUGCUACCAACAACAAAUAAAAUUAAUAAACGUUCAUCAUUAUCAUUAUUUAAUCCAGAUUUUCUUCCAAAUUUUAAUGAUAUGCUUGCAUAUGUAUCACAGACAAAUAAUCCAACAACAAUUGAACAAACAAAUUCAACAACGAGGCAAUCAUUUGAUACUGAUAAUAAUAAUUAUCAAAUGUUACAACAAAAACAACAAUAUACGACUGAAAAUUUUUAUGCUUCCGUUGUGAUACCAAACACCGAACAACAAGAUACCAAUACAAUUGAGUACAAUUUUUAAAUGAAAUUUUUCUUUUUUUUUUGCAUUGUUUGUUUUGUUUUUUAAUUUUAAAAACAAACAGUGUAUUUGUGUGUGUGUAAUAUUGAAAGAUAAACAAAACGAAAAAUGAUUGACAAUUUUAAUUAUUAUAGUAGAAAAAAUAUUAAAGAUUUAUUAUUGCUUUUUUUUUUUGUAACCCUGUGAAAGAGAAUGUCAUAAUAAAUUUGUAAAGGAUUAGGAAAAUAUUUAAAAUGAAAAGAUGAAUGAUACGAUUAAAACGUAUUUUGUGAUAGAAAGACUUAUGGAUCUGUGUUCUUAGUAGUGGCCUGUUAGAAAUUUAUAAUGACAAGAUAUUGAAAAAAAAAAUAAUAUUGAAUGAUUAAAAAUUAUAUCGUUUAAAAUAAUAAGCAUACUCAGCAUAUGAAGCGUGCCUUCCAUGUAUUUUUGUUGGCAAAUUUCGUAGUGAAAAAAAGAAAAAAAAAAACAUUAUAAAUGUGUAUGAAUGAAA
This is a messenger RNA of Aphidius gifuensis, 4298 nucleotides long. RefSeq names its product semaphorin-1A-like. The transcript has 15 exons. Gene Ontology annotation, biological process: axon guidance; positive regulation of cell migration; neural crest cell migration. NCBI's taxonomy places the organism in Eukaryota, Metazoa, Arthropoda, Insecta, Hymenoptera, Braconidae. Gene Ontology annotation, molecular function: semaphorin receptor binding; chemorepellent activity. Bases 851 to 2989 code for a protein of 712 amino acids. The record is from RefSeq and is a predicted model, not a curated record.